Eleginops maclovinus (Patagonian blennie) is the source of this 572-nucleotide messenger RNA. RefSeq names its product protein TAPT1 homolog. The record is from RefSeq and is a predicted model, not a curated record. NCBI's taxonomy places the organism in Eukaryota, Metazoa, Chordata, Actinopteri, Perciformes, Eleginopidae. Bases 160 to 441 code for a protein of 93 amino acids. The transcript has 4 exons.
GUAAUUUCACAACCUCGCUGUUUGCUUGUGAGAUGACAUCGGCUCCUGUACCAGUAUAUAAGCAAAGCUCAACACUCAGAGAAACUCAACAACCUCCUCGACUCUGCAAUACAAUCUGCUGAAAUUGUGAAGACUUAAAGAGUGAUCAUCACUGUAAACAUGCUGAAGGUAGCUCUUGUGCUUGGAUGCCUCCUGAGCCUGGUUCUGGCUAAUCCUAUGAACAUGGGGCACAGACGAGUUGCUCGCUCAAGCUCCUCUGAAUCUAGCGAGAACAACAACAACAACAACAACAACAACCAGGCCAUAAACAACCUGUUGAUUCAGCUACUGCUUCAGCUUAUCAACCAGCAAGCCGCCGCUGCAGGUACUACAACUACAGCUGCUCCUGCUACUACAGUGGUCACUUCCCCUGCCGUAAAUACUACAGCGGUUGAAAAAUGAACAAUAAGUGAGAUUGAAAACUUUAUAAGUUUUUGUGUUGUGAAAAAUGUUUUUAAACACCAUUGUUCUACUUCAUUGAAUUGUUUUUAUUCAUUGUAAUAUCUACUAAAUAAACUUCAAUGAAAACAAUA